AAUGCAGCUUUAACAUUUAAUCUACUGCCUUAGCUUUGCAAAGAGAGGUUUCCUAUUCUAUUCUAACUCCAGGUAAGAAUGCAUGCACAAACAGCUGUUCAUCAGAUAACCUCCAAGUCAAGGCAAAUUUUUAAGAACAUUCAUCUGAAAGAGCCACGCACAAAAAUCUGUGUCUGCUUCAUAACAAUGCUUGGAACACAGCAUACAAAGCCUCAGCAGGAAAAAAAAGAUAAAAAAAAAAGAUAUAUUAUUCAGCAUAUUUUCCACUUUGUUGCUAAGAAACUGUUGCUUCAUUUUCCUAUUGCCAUUUGCAGAAAAAUUCUGAUUGUUCAUUUGCUACUUUGGUCAACUCAUUGUAACAGCUAUGUAAUUAAAAGGGUAUAAAGGAAAACACUGGAAAGUACUCACUGUGUUGUCAUCAUCUGUAAAGUGGCCUCUCCUAUUCUCUCCUAUAAUAUAGUGCCUUCCAAUAAAAUAAAAAAAAAUAAAUGGAUGUACACAGAAAAGAUCUUCAAACUUGUUUUUAUGUAAUGUUUAAUAUUUGUAACAGAACAAGCUGCAUUCCAUCUCUUUCCUUAAGAACUAGCAAUGUUCUCCUACAGUGUCUAAUCUGCUAGCUACUGUCCAAAAAACAGUUAAUUGCACUUGCACAAAGACAGAAUAACAACAACAACAAAAAGACAUUUCUGUUUCUUCUCAUACUUUACAGGUAUUUGUAAGAUUUCUGAUGUGAGAGUAGGAUCUACUAGCAAAUUACUUUAUGAAGUUUAUUUGUAUUUUAAAAAAGAAUAGGGGUUUUUUGUUGUUGUUUCGUUUGCCCAGGUUUACUAAUUAUUCAUACACAUAAGGCAGAAUUUAUUUACAUUUUUAAGUGGGGAUAAUAAUGUUAAAAAUCUCAAUGGCAUCAGCUCCUCAGCAGGGAGUUCUUCUACACAACAUUCUAUCAGGAAUUUUCUCAACUGUUUUUAAUGAGCAGGGAACUGGAAAACAUCUCCAGAAGCAUGAGUACACCUCUGGAGUACGUCGUAACAUGGAUCAAAUGAUACUGGGCAUGGUACAAAGGCUGGAGCUCAGUGUAGCCCCAACACUUCCCCAUAGGCAGGAAGAAUGCAUGUGCCCCAGUUCAGGAUGUGAAGGAGUUUGCUUGUGUGGACAUAGUGAAGCCACAUCAGUUACCAUACCUCAGAGCCAGAUGGACACUGUUCCACUCCUAACAAAGAAAGCCAGUGAGUCUAGCUCCUUGCUAUGACAACCAUGCACAAGAUCUGCCAUAAAUAUGUCAAAUCUUAUAUUAAAACUAACAACUUUUUGUCUUUGAGUAAUCUUUACUCACUGGUUGCCAUAGAAACUUCACAUUUCCUACCUAAAAUUACUGUUGGCCAGUUUACUGAAUAUCUUUUUGUGCCAAUGUUGUCCUUUACUUUAAUUCAUUCAUUCUUUCCUGAAAGUCAAAGGCUGUAUUCACACCUACCCAAAUCCUAGGUUAAACUGAGCACAUGGAUAUCAUCUGUAGAGUAGGCUCUUCAUUUACCUCGUCACCCUUACAGCCCUCUCUGCAUCUGCUGCAGCUUUACUUCAUCUUUCCAGAAUAACAGUGACCAGAACAAUAUCUAGUAUUACAUAGUGCAAUCUCAGAGAAGUCAUACCUUCCGUGAAGAACUGCACAGGUAUUAGUUUAGCAAACAUACCACAUUGGCAGGUCAUAGUUAUCUUGUAAUCAGUUAAUACACAAGGUCCACAAUAAUCUAAAACUAAUUAACUCCUGCCUUAAUAGUCUAAAUUCUGAGUAUUAGCCUUAGCUGAAUGGUGCUGCACUUCUCAGGAGUAAAACCAUCCCAUUAUUCUGGUUCUCCAAGUCCUUUCAAUCUAGCAGGUAACUCAAUUCCCUUCUGUAUUAGUAACAUUGUGACAUCAGAAAAUUUAAUAUUGUAUCACAGUUAUUAAUGAAAUAGGAUUAGUUCCCAAGACUUAAGAACCUCCUUAAGUAAAUUCCUUACAUCUGAUAGGUUAAUCUAUCAAUCUACGCACCAGUGUGCUCCCUCAAGUGCAUUUCAUUCCCUCUUUAGCUUAUUCUUUCUAUCUCAAAAUUCUCAUCUAUUCCUUGUUAUUUUUUAUAUAAAAAUAUUUUGACCGUGUCCAGAUAUAAUAGAUGAACUAUAUUUUUCUGUCCAGAAAACAAUCUAUCCUACCUCCUUUCUUCCUCCCUCAAAGAUAAGAGGACAAGUAAAACAGCCUAAUUUCACAUUUCCACUUUGUUAAGCAGUAUUUUAUUUCAUUCCUUAUCUUCAUUAUUUCCUUUAUUACUCUUUCCUUCAAAAUACAUUCUCAAGUACCUACUGCAUCUGACUUUAUUUGCAACAACUGCAGAUGUUUCCCUCAUCUUAAAUGAAGACUCCUCUGCUAUUCUUUAGUCACUCAGAAAGAUCUUAACCUUGAAAAAGUGUUUUUCUAUUGUAACUACUGUUAAAUGUGCCAGUGCUCUUAAAACUCAUGCUUGGAGAUUAUCUUGUCCUGUUGUUCUGAGUCUAUCAGCUGAAGAAAAAGCCCUAUGUCUUUGGCAAAGUGUAUUCUAUACCAAAAAUACUUCAGGUAAAUAAGCAGAUCAGCUGCAAAGUUAAAAAGAUGGAGAGAGAGGAAAAUAAAAAGAAGAAAAAAGAAAACACCAACAAAAAACAGAAGUGCAGUCAAAGGAUUAUAUGCUUUUAAAUAAAUAAAUUGGUGAGACAUAGGAAAAAGGUUUCAGAAUACUGUAGAAAGAAAAAUCCAACACAAAAUUCUCCCCCAGUUCACAUUCUCUCUCUCAGAGCUAUUAUUUUUAUGGUGCUAUGUCUUAAUGGAUCUUGUCAGUUCUAGAGUGAUAUUCUAUACCUUUUAAAUAUGGAAACAAAGGCCUUGAGCGCAAGAAAACCAAGAUUUUACAUUCCCACCCCAGGACCAGGGCAACAGCCUCACCUGACAUUCCAGAAAAGACAGAAGAUCCGAUUCUACAGCCUGCAAAUCACAAGAGAUUCCAAGUACCCCACAGGCCAGAGACUACAUUUCUGUCAUGCAAAAUGUGCCAUAAGGUCAGUAUCCAUAUAAAUCAUGAUACGGUGACAUUCUUUUAUUAGCUGUCGUGGCUAAUAAGAUCAGUUGUUAAGCAGAUACUGAUCUCAGUGCCUGCUUAACUACUGAUCUUCCUGCAAGAGAAAGAGAAAAAUCAAAAAUACACUAAGGCAGUACAGAUUUGAUUACUAACUGAAAACCCACAUCAGUUGCUCAGACACAGAUUGAGCUGUACCUAGCCCUGAAUUUGGCUACCAUACCACUGAUCCCAGAAUUAAAGGUAUUGGUGGAAGAUAUCUCUGGCUUGACCUGCUCUAGGAGAACUGAUAUGAGUCUUACAAACAUACAAGGGGCACGGUUCAUAACUAUUACUAAUACUAGCUAUUAUUUCCAAUUAACAGUUUCCUGGUAUUUAUGUAACUGCUGAUCUAAAGAAGUCUUAAGAUGAAAAGCAGAUCUUCAGAAGCUUUGUUUCUCACUGGCAUUUUAACCAACAGCUCACUCUGCACUGUAAGUAACAACUGUAUUUACCAACUGUGUAACAGUGAACUUUCCUGCAGGAAACAAAUGUGCAUGUCUUGUAGAGGAACCCUUGUCACUAAAUACCAAAGCUGUGUCAUUCUGAGGUUAUACUCAGGAAGAUUAACGUUACUGUAAAACUAAGCAAACAUUUAGUUUCCCCAGUUAUGCCUUUUCAAAAGGACUCAGAACCUUAAUGCCUCUUAUACAAGAAGUUGAUACCAUGGCAGUAAGGAGAGUUGCUACCUCUUUUGUAGACAGACCAUUCUGAACUUCAGUGCUCAUAUAAAUAGUAAUCUGCCUUCUUUCAAACUAGGAUUUAGGGACUGUCCCUCUGUCUACAAAUAGCACACAGAAAUCAGCUGCAUCAACAAACAGAUUUUUGAGGGAAAAAAAUCUCAAAAGCUCCUACGCUCUGUAAAGAUAUGUCCAAAUUAAAUUAAAAAGCAAAAUUCAACAUAGAUUGGCAAGUCAUUAUUCUGUUAAAUCUUUCCUUCCAGAUAGAGGUACAAACUCUGAAACUAUUUAAGGACAGAUAAAUUAGCAAGUAUCCUACUAUCCACAUUUUAUCUAACUCUUUAUUCAGAAGUCAGCCACAUCUAAAUUUGAGAGUAAUCAAUUUCUUUUGUUUCUGCAAAUUUGUUUUUGCUGAAAUCCAGUAAAAAGGAGAAAUAAAGCAGUAAAACUCUAAAGUAGGAAAAAUUUGAACCUAAGUGAUAAGUUUGAACCUACACAAUCUGGAGAGAAAGAUACUUUGAAUGAAGAAACACUUAAUAAAGACUGCUGAAACCUCUCAUUAAGGUUGGCUGGGAAGCUCCAAUCAAAACUUCUACCAGCUCACUAGCACCAGCAGUUAUCAACAUCUCCAGUUCACUAUACAUAAAUGAGGUUUGCAGGUUUAACUAUAUCAAAUCCUGCUUCCUGAACUUGCAGAUUCUCACUGGUUUUAACUCAGUUUCUAUAUAACAUGAGGAGACAGCAUCAAAUUUCAAUUGCUCUUAGGAGUAUAUGAAUUGGAAGCAACUCCCUGUUUUAUGAAUUAGCAGAUCCGCGUUAAUGAGGAUUAUCUGGAACUGAAACUAUCCUUCAAAUGACUUAAUGUUCUUAUUUCUGUCCUUGGCCUUAACAGCUUUUUAAAAAAGCUUUCAAUUUUCCUAUCUUCUCACAGAACCAAGAAACACCUGCAGAUACCACCGAGAAGAAAUAAUUGUAAUUGCUGCUGUAAUUGCACCUAAACCUAAUACCCUAGUCUCUCCAACCUCAAAAUAUGUGACUUUUUUUCCUCUCUCCCUCACGUCUCAUAUAAAAUAAAGCCUCUCAGGACAACUGCCAAUCUUUUAACAGAAAUAAAAUCUCCCACGAUCAUAGUAAACAAUGCACAAUGCCAUCUCCCCUCACCAAGCUCAAGCUGCAAACAGCAUUUGAUCACACCAGAAAAAAAGACCCAUGCUGUGACCUCGGCGGUACAUUUGCUUCUAUAGCUGCUGGCAGCUGUUCUCCAGAUCGCAUUACUUCACCUCAGUGCUAACUCAAAACAGGGAAUAAUGGAGAACGCAGCAACACAUAAGCAAAACAGAGUGACAGGGUUCCUACUGAAAGCGGCAAUGACACGCAACCUUAGCUGCUAAUUUUAGAGCUGAAAUUUAAGAGGCCCUUUAUGCAUUUUCACUUGAACGAGACCUAUUCUGCACACAACGAUACAGAAAUCAUCUAUGGGGAUGUUGAUUAUAUUUUGAAAGAAAAAAAUUAAUCUGCAGGAAGGCAAGUUUUCCCAUACUUCCUUUGUCAAGGCUACACCAGCCCGCCUAAUGCAUGCUUUAGUAUAAUUUAUGCAAACAGCACCAUAGCUACCGCUGUACUCGCAAAGCACGGAAGAGGUGCGUAGGUACGGGCACGCAGGACCCACGCUACGCUGCGGGCAGCGCGCCGCCGGCCCACGCUGCACAAACGAGCGCAUGCGCACUACGCUCCACCUCCCGCCGUCCCCAGGGCGCACGGCGGGCGCCGCGCAGUGACGUCACUUUGUAAUGGCGGCGCCCACGGGGAGCUCACGCGGCGGGUGGCGGCGUUAACGGCAGCCGAGGCCGAGUCCUGAUCACGCCCUGACCCCGUGACUGUGUGUCUUUUUAGGUAAAAAUGAAGUUCAGAAGAGGAGGGAGAUUUACACCUUCUGCUAAACUGAGGCGAAAGGGUAUUGAAGUAUUGGGAAAAUGGAAAACUGUGGAAAUCGACCCCAAUCUACUUGUUGAUGAGCAGUUUAAAGAUGUAGUGUGUUUAGAGGAGCUUACGGAGUACAAGCUAGUAAGUUCUGACAAAGUGGGGAAAGGAAAGAAGCAGAAGAGAAAGUCUGAGGAUCUUUCAGAAGAAGGGAGCGAGCAGGAGGAAGAAGCUGUUGUCCCUCCCAAAAAGAAAUGCAAAGGUUUGAGAACCAGAGUAGAUAAAAGCGAUGAUACUGGUGCAACAGAAGUUGACAUGCCAGUUGAUGAGGGGAAGAGAUGUGAAAAAAUAGUCAAAGAGGCAAAUCGUAGGGACUGUGGGCAUAUAGCUGAGAGCACUUCUAGCACAAAAAAUGUUGCAAAGAAAAAGAAAAAGAAAGAGAAGGUAGUUAAAAAUAAGACUUCUCAAGCUCAGGAUGCUUUUCCACCAGUAACUACAUCUAAAAAAGUAAAAAAUUGGACAACAGAAGUUUUGUCUACCUCAACUGAUCACAGAGCUGAUGUGUCUGCAUGGAAAGACCUGUUUGUGCCUCAGCCAGUGUUGAAGGCCUUGAGUUUCCUGGGGUUUAGUGCUCCAACUCCUAUUCAGGCGUUAACUUUGCCUUCUGCCAUCCGGGAUAACAUGGACGUUCUUGGCGCUGCAGAAACAGGAAGUGGCAAAACGCUUGCAUUUGCAAUUCCUAUGAUUCACUCUGUACUGGAAUGGCAGAAAUCAAAUAGCUCAGUGAGGAUAAAUGACAGUGUUUCUAAAAAGCCCUAUCAGCAUCAUGAUGAAAUGAAAUGGGAAAAUGACGAUGAAGCAGAAGAACCAAACCAUCAGGAGGUUGAAGACAGUGGAGAUGAAGAUGUUGCAUCUUUUGCAGCAGGCUGCGUGAACAUGCAGGAAAGUGCUGAAUUUGAUUCUAGUGAUAAAGAACAUACUGCUGGCCUCCAUAAGAAGAGACCUCUUCUAGGACUGGUCCUUACUCCUACAAGAGAAUUAGCUGUGCAAGUGAAGCACCACAUUGAUGCAAUUGCAAAGUUUACAGGCAUUAAGACUGCUAUUCUGGUUGGAGGCAUGGCAGCACAGAAGCAAGAACGUGUACUGAAUCGCAAGCCAGAAAUUGUAAUAGCAACCCCAGGCCGUCUGUGGGAGCUAAUUAAAGAAAGACACCCACAUCUCUCAAAUCUCCGUCAGCUCAGGUGCCUUGUGAUCGAUGAGGCAGACCGAAUGGUUGAAAGAGGUCAUUUCUUGGAGCUGUCUCAGUUGCUAGAAGUCUUAAAUGAUUCACAAUACAAUCCUAAACGACAGACUUUUGUUUUUUCUGCCACUCUGACAUUAGUCCAUCAGACUCCCACAAGAAUUUUACAGAAAAAGAAUGCAAAAAAGAUAGACAAGAAGACCAAACUAGAAAUGUUAAUGGAAAAAGUAGGAAUAAAGGGCAAACCCAAAGUGGUAGACUUAACGAGGAAAGAGGCUACUGUUGAGACUCUGAUGGAGACCAGAAUCCACUGUGAUACAAAUGAGAAGGACUAUUACCUUUAUUACUUUCUUCUCCAAUAUCCAGGAAGAACUAUGGUCUUUGCAAACAGCAUAGACUGUAUAAAACGCCUCAGUUCUCUCCUCACAAUCUUAAACUGUGAUCCUCUUCCUUUGCAUGCUAACAUGCAUCAGAAGCAAAGGCUAAAAAACUUAGAACGGUUUGCUGAGCGAGAGAGCUGUGUCCUCCUGACAACAGAUGUUGCAGCUCGUGGUCUUGAUAUUCCCAAUGUGCAGCAUGUCAUCCACUACCAGGUCCCUCGUACUUCUGAGUUGUAUGUACACAGAAGUGGUAGGACAGCUCGAGCUGCCAAUGAAGGCCUUAGCCUGUUGUUGAUUGGCCCUGAUGACCUGAUCAAUUUUAGGAAAAUUUAUAAAACCUUGGAGAAGAGUGAAGAGCUGCCACUUUUCCCAGUUGAAACAAAGUAUAUGACUGCUAUCAAGGAGCGGGUGAAUUUGGCACGGCAGAUUGAGAAGGCAGAAUUUUUCAACGGCCGAGCAAAGCAACAUGACUCUUGGCUCCAGCAGGCUGCAGAGGCUCUCGAAGUUGAUCUCGAUGAUGACCUUUUUAUGGGAAAAAAAACUAGUGAGCAAGAAGAAAGCCAGAAGCAAAAGAUGCUGAAAGGAAUGAAAAAACAACUGAAACACAUGCUGUCCCAACCAUUGUUUAAGGUCCUUAUGAAAACAAAGUACCCAACACAGUCGGGGAAACUACUCCUGCCUCAGACUUCAGCUGGCAAUUCAGAAACUGCUCUGAGUAUCAUAUCAAGAAAACAAGCCAAGAAAAAGAAAUCAGCAAAAUCAAAUUAGACUGAGCAAGUUCACUUGUUGCAAUGGAAUCAAGAACUAUCCUUAUCAAGACUGACAAGAUAUUCUACUAGAAAACACACAGUAUCAGGAUGGUGCUUUUGUCUUAGUAGUGCAGGCACACAGCCAAAUGUUUAUCUAAAAAGGCACUGCUAGCGUGUAGUUAGUUACUCCUGAAUCUUGUCUUUGAUUAUUUUCUUAGGUUCUUUUUCUUAUUCUCUAUAUUAUUAGAGCUUAAUUAGUUUUAGAAUAGUUCUGUUCAUUGCAUCUCUUUAAGACACAUAAAAGUUACUGGGUAAAACUCACUGCGAACAGACUUAAUUUGAAUUUUCUUUUAAAGGAAAGGGACACAUAAGCUGCCGAUAGUGCAGAUUUGGCUUGUACUGCAGUUUAAUGAGAAAGGCAGCAAAUAUAGGUAGUGUUACCGACAAGUCUAUAGUUCCAGUAAUGAGAAUCUUUCCCAGUUUUCUUCCUCUGCUGAUCUGAUUUCUCAAUUCUAUUACACACCGUCUAAUUACUUUAGUCCUUUGUUAAUAUGUUUCAGAAUGUGGGGGGGGGAAAAGUGAAGGUGGCAGUGGUCCAGGACUAAUCUUGGGAGAUUUGCAGUCCAGGCAGAUUUCUCAGGAAUGAUUAUUGCUAUAAAACAUGUUAUUAAUUAGUAUCUGGGGUUGUCUGUGUUUGAAAGCAUAUUUGAAUUAUAACCUUUCUUUUAAUAGAAGUGAUGUGAAAUGUCACUUCUGAAGAGUGUGUCUUCAUAAUUGUACUUUUAAAUCACUUCUACCUUUUCAGGGCAAAUGAUUUCUAAAAGUAUUUUUUUAAGCUAUGUCAAAAAAAUGUAUUUUGAAUUUUUGUUAAAUUGUAUCUACAAUAAAACCCAAAGUCUGUAUCUUCUUUCAAUUACUUG
Molecule: messenger RNA, 9010 nt
Organism: Phasianus colchicus (ring-necked pheasant)
Lineage: Eukaryota; Metazoa; Chordata; Aves; Galliformes; Phasianidae
Gene: DDX24
Product: DEAD-box helicase 24
Molecular function (GO): RNA helicase activity; nucleic acid binding; ATP binding
Source: RefSeq, a predicted model, not a curated record